CCCGGUCCGGGCGGAGCAGCCUCGGCGGCUCCGCUACCCACCAUCUUUGGGGGAAGUCCCUGCGUCGGGGGGGGGGCUGCUGGAGACGGGGGAGAAAGGCAAUCUCGCAGCCAAUGAGCCCUGCUAGGCUGGGGUGAAGACGAAAGCAGAGGGAUUUGGGGAAGGAAAGAAUUAAAAAAAAAAAAAAAAAAGACGGAAGGAGGGGGACAAUCCUCCCCACCACCUCCGCCAGCAUCGCCACCACCGUUGACACCGCUCCGAGUCUCCAGUUGCGCCCAUGCCUGUGCCGCCAGUUUCGGUUUAGGGGCUGAACCUCAGGGGCUGCAGAAGAUGGGGCAGAGCGCGCCCCGGACCCUCCUGCUGCUGCUGGCGGGGCUGCUGGGGGAGGCUCUGGCGGGGUUCCCCAACACCAUCAGUAUAGGUGGACUUUUCAUGAGGAAUACUGUUCAGGAGCACAGUGCAUUCCGAUUUGCUGUGCAGCUAUACAACACAAACCAAAAUACCACAGAAAAGCCCUUCCAUUUGAACUAUCACGUAGAUCACUUGGACUCUUCCAACAGUUUUUCAGUGACAAAUGCUUUCUGUUCACAGUUUUCCAGGGGAGUUUAUGCCAUCUUUGGAUUCUAUGACCAGAUGUCAAUGAACACUCUGACGUCGUUCUGUGGAGCCCUUCACACGUCCUUCAUCACCCCGAGCUUCCCAACAGAUGCAGAUGUGCAGUUUGUCAUCCAGAUGCGGCCAGCUUUGAAAGGAGCCAUCCUGAGUCUCUUGACUUACUAUAAGUGGGAAAAGUUUGUGUACCUCUAUGACACAGAACGGGGAUUUUCCAUUCUUCAGGCAAUUAUGGAAGCAGCAGUGCAGAACAACUGGCAAGUGACAGCCAGAUCUGUAGGAAGCAUAAAAGAUGUCCAAGAGUUCAGAAGAAUUAUAGAGGAGAUGGACAGACGGCAAGAAAAAAGAUACUUAAUUGACUGUGAAGUAGACAGAAUCAACACCAUUUUGGAACAGGUUGUAAUCCUCGGCAAACAUUCUAGAGGCUAUCACUACAUGUUGGCUAACCUGGGUUUCACAGACAUUGUUCUGGAGAGAGUUAUGCAUGGAGGUGCCAACAUUACCGGAUUCCAGAUUGUUAAUAAUGAAAACCCAAUGGUUCAACAGUUUCUGCAGCGCUGGAUGAGGCUUGAUGAAAGGGAAUUCCCUGAGGCAAAAAAUUCACCAUUAAAGUACACGUCUGCACUGACCCAUGAUGCCGUCCUGGUGAUAGCAGAGGCUUUCCGGUACCUGCGAAGGCAGCGUGUGGAUGUCUCCAGGAGGGGCAGUGCUGGAGACUGCCUGGCUAACCCUGCUGUGCCAUGGAGCCAAGGAAUUGAUAUAGAGAGAGCACUGAAAAUGGUGCAAGUUCAAGGAAUGACAGGGAACAUCCAGUUUGACACCUAUGGGCGGAGAACAAAUUACACAAUUGAUGUGUAUGAAAUGAAAGCUGCUGGAUCACGGAAGGCUGGUUAUUGGAAUGAAUAUGAAAGAUAUGUGCCAGCAUUAGAUCAGCUGCCCUCUAAUGACACUUCAUCUGUGGAGAACAGAACUAUAGUAGUCACUACUAUCUUGGAAUCACCAUAUGUAAUGUAUAAGAAAAACCAUGAACAACUAGAAGGGAAUGAGAGAUAUGAAGGAUAUUGUGUAGACUUAGCUUCUGAAAUAGCAAAACAUGUUGGAAUAAAAUACAAACUGUCAAUUGUUGGAGAUGGGAAAUAUGGAGCUAGGGACCCUGAGACUAAGAUAUGGAAUGGCAUGGUGGGUGAACUGGUCUAUGGGAGAGCAGAUAUAGCUGUUGCCCCCCUCACCAUAACACUGGUGCGAGAAGAAGUCAUAGACUUUUCCAAACCCUUUAUGAGCCUGGGCAUCUCCAUCAUGAUCAAGAAGCCUCAGAAAUCUAAACCGGGCGUAUUCUCUUUCCUGGAUCCUUUGGCUUAUGAAAUUUGGAUGUGUAUAGUCUUUGCUUACAUUGGCGUCAGCGUAGUUCUUUUCCUAGUCAGCAGAUUCAGCCCCUAUGAGUGGCACUUGGAAGACAACACUGAAGAACCACGUGACCCUCAGAAUCCUCCUGACCCUCCAAAUGAGUUUGGAAUAUUUAACAGCCUUUGGUUUUCCCUGGGUGCCUUUAUGCAGCAAGGAUGCGAUAUUUCUCCAAGAUCUCUCUCAGGGCGAAUUGUCGGAGGAGUCUGGUGGUUCUUCACUCUCAUCAUUAUCUCUUCCUACACUGCUAAUCUCGCUGCCUUCCUCACGGUGGAAAGGAUGGUUUCACCCAUAGAGAGUGCAGAGGACCUGGCUAAACAAACUGAAAUAGCCUAUGGCACUUUGGAUUCAGGCUCAACCAAAGAAUUCUUUAGAAGGUCAAAAAUAGCCGUGUAUGAGAAAAUGUGGUCGUACAUGAAGUCGGCCGAGCCCUCGGUGUUCACCAAGACGACGGCGGAUGGGGUGGCGCGGGUGCGCAAGUCCAAGGGCAAGUUUGCCUUCCUGCUGGAGUCCACCAUGAACGAGUACAUCGAGCAGCGCAAGCCCUGCGACACCAUGAAAGUUGGAGGCAACCUGGAUUCCAAGGGCUAUGGUGUAGCAACCCCCAAAGGCUCAGCAUUAAGAACUCCUGUAAACCUUGCAGUAUUGAAACUCAGUGAACAAGGCAUCUUAGACAAGCUGAAAAACAAAUGGUGGUACGAUAAGGGUGAAUGUGGAGCCAAGGACUCCGGAAGUAAGGACAAGACGAGCGCUCUGAGCCUGAGUAAUGUUGCUGGCGUGUUCUACAUCCUUGUGGGAGGCCUGGGGCUGGCCAUGAUGGUGGCACUGAUUGAGUUCUGCUACAAGUCCCGGGCCGAGUCCAAGCGAAUGAAACUCACCAAGAACACACAGAACUUCAAACCUGCUCCUGCCACCAACACCCAGAAUUACGCUACCUACAGAGAAGGCUACAACGUGUCUUCACCCUGACAUCAUGCAAGACAAAAAGCAGCAGAGAAUGUGGAUACUUCAUGGAUUUGGACCAUCUGAGCCAGUUGUACUCUCUCCGAGGUGUCAGGCAUGACACACAUUGAUGAUGGUGCAAUGUACUUUUAAUAGGAAAAACUGGUAUUUUUUCCUUCAGUGCCUUAUGGAAGACUCUGAGACUCACAACAAUGCAAACCAUCACCGAAAUAUUCUUGCUUUGCUUUGAAGAAGUAAAAGAAAAAGAAGAAGAGAGGAAAAAAA
Molecule: messenger RNA, 3240 nt
Organism: Hirundo rustica (Barn swallow)
Lineage: Eukaryota; Metazoa; Chordata; Aves; Passeriformes; Hirundinidae
Gene: GRIA3
Product: glutamate ionotropic receptor AMPA type subunit 3
Exons: 16
Coding region: 331-2982 (883 amino acids)
Biological process (GO): modulation of chemical synaptic transmission; synaptic transmission, glutamatergic; monoatomic ion transport
Cellular component (GO): dendritic spine; AMPA glutamate receptor complex; postsynaptic membrane
Molecular function (GO): transmitter-gated monoatomic ion channel activity involved in regulation of postsynaptic membrane potential; AMPA glutamate receptor activity
Source: RefSeq, a predicted model, not a curated record